AGCUACACCAACUUCAUCAACCCACAUUCGAAAGUAGUGAAGCUCAAGUACUGCUGUCAAAACCAUGGCUGAUCAGGAAAACCAUAUCGAUGGAGAUCAUGAUGUAAUUGCAGAGCCAGGCACGGCAUCAGCAGUGGCCGCAGAUUCGAAGAAUAAUAACCAAGAGGAUACAGGCAAGAGCAAGGAGGAUGCAACCGGUUCAGUACCAUAUUACAAGCUCUUCUCCUUUGCUGAUUCUAUGGAUUACCUGUUAAUGUCUGUUGGUACGAUCAGUGCUAUUGGAAACGGAUUAUGUAUGCCUCUAAUGACUGUGAUCAUGGGAGAAGUGAUUAACUCUUUCGGAGAAACUCCGAAUACCAAAAAAGUGGUUGGUAUAGUCUCCAAGGUUGCUCUAAAAUAUGUUUACUUGGCUUUGGGGGCUGCAGCAGCUGCAUUUUUACAGAUGUCUUGCUGGGUGAUCACCGGAGAGAGACAGGCGGCACGAAUAAGAAGUUUAUACUUGAAGACAAUCCUAAGGCAAGAUGUUGGUUUUUUCGAUAAAGAAGUUACCACCGGGGAAAUAGUUGGAAGAAUUUCAGGUGAUACUGUGCUCAUUCAAGAGGCCAUGGGCGAGAAAGUAGGAAGUAUUAUCCAGUUAGUUGCAACAUUCAUAGGAGGCUUUGUCAUAGCAUUUGCUAAGGGAUGGCGUCUCACCCUUGUCAUGCUGACCUCUAUUCCCCCUCUUGUUUUCUCCGGUGCUGUAUUGAGCUUCACUGUAAAGAGGAUGACUACUCGUGGACAAGCUGCUUAUUCAGUGGGAGCAACUGUGGUAGAGCAGACAAUUGGUUCAAUCAGAACUGUUGCAUCAUUUACAGGUGAGAAGCAAGCUGUAACAAAGUACAACAACUCAUUAGACAAAGCUUACGAGUCUGGAGUGCAAGAAGGUUUGGCAUCAGGGUUUUGUCUUGGCGCGAUUGUGCUUAUUGUAUUCUGCAGCUAUGCUUUGGCAGUAUGGUAUGGCGGAAAAAUGAUACUUGAACAAGGAUAUAAAGCAGGAGAUGUCAUGAAUGUGAUAUUUGCAGUAUUAACUGGCUCCUUCUCUCUCGGACAAGCAUCUCCAUGCAUAAGUGCAUUUUCGGCUGGACAAGCUGCAGCUUACAAGAUGUUUGAGACAAUUAACAGAAGGCCGGAGAUAGAUGCUUCUGAUACUAAUGGGAAGCAAUUAGAAGACAUCCGAGGGGAAAUAGAAUUUAGGGAUGUUUAUUUUAGUUAUCCUGCAAGACCAGAUGAACAAAUAUUCCAAGGAUUCUCACUCUCAAUAUCUAGUGGUGCAACUGCUGCUCUGGUAGGACAGAGCGGAAGCGGUAAAUCGACUAUAAUCAGUUUGAUUGAGAGAUUUUAUGACCCACAGGCAGGUGAAGUUCUUAUCGAUGGCAUUAAUCUCAAAGAGUUCCAGCUGAAAUGGAUCAGACAAAAAAUAGGGCUUGUCAGCCAGGAACCUGUUUUGUUUACUUGCAGCAUUAAAGAUAAUAUUACCUAUGGGAAGGAUGGAGCAACUUUUGAAGAAAUAAAGGCUGCCGCUGAGCUUGCCAAUGCUGCUAAAUUCAUAGACAAAUUACCUCAGGGUCUAGAUACAAUGGUUGGGGAGCAUGGAACUCAGCUAUCUGGGGGCCAAAAGCAGAGAGUUGCCAUAGCUAGAGCAAUCCUUAAGAACCCUAGAAUUCUGCUUUUAGAUGAAGCUACAAGUGCUCUUGAUGCAGAAUCUGAGAGGGUUGUGCAAGAGGCAUUGGACAGAGUUAUGGUUAGCCGGACUACAGUGAUUGUAGCCCACCGCUUGAGCACAGUGAGGAAUGCUGAUACGAUUGCAGUUAUAAAUCGCGGAAAAAUUGUUGAACAAGGACCACAUUCUGAACUAGUUAAGGUUCCUGAUGGAGCAUAUAGCCAGCUUAUAAGGUUGCAACAAAUUAGCAGUGUGUCAGAACAGAACUCUCAAAAUGUUCAGGAAAUUAGGCCAUUGUCAAACUCUAGAAGAGAUAGAAGUCCAAGACUUUCUCCCUUACAAUCCAUAAGUCGAGGAUCAUCUGGAAAUACUAGUCCCCACUCAUUCUCAAUCUCACAUGGUGCGCCUACUGUAAUAGGUGUGCUUGAAAUAGCACCAACUGAACCUCACAUUCUAGCUGCAUCAUCAGAACUGCAUCCAGAAGUCUCACUUAGCCGCCUAGCUUACCUGAACAAGCCAGAAAUCCCAGUGCUAAUUCUAGGUACUAUAGCUGCAGCAAUUAAUGGCGUAAUAUUGCCUAUUUUUGGGGUGUUAAUAUCCAGUAUAAUCAAGACAUUCUUUGAGCCACCUCAUCGACUUCAAAAGGAUUCCAAGUUUUGGUCAUUAAUCUUUAUUCUUCUUGGAGUGGCAUCUCUCUUGGCAUAUCCAUUGAAAGCAUACUUUUUUGCUGUGGCUGGGGGCAAGUUAAUAAGACGAGUUCGAUCACUAUGCUUUGAGAAGGUGAUUCACAUGGAAGUAAGUUGGUUCGAUGAAGCUGAGCACUCAAGUGGUGCAAUUGGUGCAAGGCUUUCUGCAGAUGCUGCCUCUCUCCGAGGGCUUGUUGGAGAUGCUCUAGGUUUGGCUGUUUUGAAUGGAUCAACUGCAAUUGCUGGAUUGGUUAUUGCUUUUGUGGCAAAUUGGCAACUUGCUCUUAUAAUCCUUAUUCUCCUACCUCUACUAGGAAUAAGUGGAUAUUUCCAGGUCCAGUUCCUGAAAGGAUUAAGCGCUAGUGCAAAGAAAAUGUAUGAAGACGCAAGCCAAUUAGCCACAGAUGCUGUGGGGAAUAUUAGAACAAUUGCUUCAUUUUGUGCUGAAGAAAAGGUUAUCAAGUUGUACCACACAAAAUGUGAAGGUCCUAUCAAGGCAGGGAUAAGACAAGGGAUAGUCAGUGGGAUAGGCUUUGGACUAUCGUUCUUCUUGCUCUUCUCUGUAUAUGCAUGUAGUUUCUAUGCUGGUGCUCAACUUGUAGGAGCAGGCAAGACAACAUUCCCUGAUGUUUUUCGGGUUUUCUUUGCUCUAACUAUGACAGCUAUAGCAUUGUCUCACCAGGGUUCCGUUGCCCCUGAUUCAAUUAAAGGAAAGAGCGCUGCCGCUUCUAUAUUUGCACUUCUUGACCAAAAAUCAAAAAUAGAUUCUAGUGAUGACUCUGGAACAACCAUUGUAAAUGUGAAAGGAGAAAUCCAAUUUCGUCAUGUUAGUUUCAGGUAUCCUAAUAGACCUAACGUGCCAAUCUUCCGGGAUCUUUGCUUGACCAUUCACCAUGGCAAGACACUUGCUCUGGUGGGAGAAAGUGGAAGUGGAAAAUCGACAGUGAUCUCAUUGCUUCAGAGAUUUUAUGACCCUGAUUCAGGUCAUAUUACAUUAGAUAGUGUUGAAAUGAAAACUUUACAGUUGAAGUGGCUGAGACAGCAAAUGGGGUUGGUGAGCCAGGAGCCUCUAUUGUUUAAUGACACUAUAAGAGCCAACAUUGCAUAUGGAAAGGAAGGGAUUGCAACCGAGGCUGAAAUUAUAGCUGCAGCAGAAUUGGCAAAUGUCCACAAGUUCAUUAGUAGUUUACAACAGGGUUAUGAUACAAUAGUGGGCGAGCGAGGGGUUCAACUGUCUGGUGGACAGAAGCAAAGGGUGGCUAUUGCAAGAGCGAUAAUGAAGGCACCAAAGAUAUUACUACUAGAUGAAGCCACUAGUGCUCUUGAUGCUGAAUCCGAACGAGUGGUUCAAGAUGCACUAGAUCGAGUUAUGUUGGAUAGAACCACAGUUGUGGUUGCGCAUCGUUUAUCCACGAUUAAGGGUGCAGAUUUAAUAGCAGUGGUGAAAAAUGGAGUAAUUGCAGAGAAAGGUAAGCAUGAAUCUUUGAUCAAUAUCAAGGGUGGCACUUAUGCUUCUUUGGCAGCAUUACAUGCAAGUGCCUCAUCUUAGAGAGCUUUCUAGUCUUUCUGUAGAUCAAAUCCAAUAAUGCAUUGUUUUCCCAAGUGCUGUAUGUCUGUAGUCUGUUCUAGAAGCUAGCUUGUA
Messenger RNA from Rosa chinensis, 4027 nucleotides. Its product is annotated as ABC transporter B family member 11. Gene Ontology annotation, molecular function: ABC-type transporter activity; ATP binding; ATP hydrolysis activity. Lineage: Eukaryota; Viridiplantae; Streptophyta; Magnoliopsida; Rosales; Rosaceae. The record is from RefSeq and is a predicted model, not a curated record. The transcript is spliced from 13 exons. Bases 65 to 3934 code for a protein of 1289 amino acids. Gene Ontology annotation, biological process: transmembrane transport. Gene Ontology annotation, cellular component: membrane.